CGAGGGCCCUCCAGCCGCCGAGGGGCCGGGGCCCCGGGGGCCCGGGGGCCGGUCCUGGGCCUCGUCCCGGCCCGGCCGCCAUGGCCCAGCAGCAGAUGACCAGCUCGCAGAAGGCCCUGAUGCUGGAGCUCAAGUCCCUGCAGGAGGAGCCGGUGGAGGGCUUCCGGAUCACCCUGGUGGACGAGUCCGACCUCUACAACUGGGAGGUGGCCAUCUUCGGGCCCCCCAACACCCUCUACGAAGGGGGCUACUUCAAGGCUCAUAUUAAAUUUCCUAUUGACUAUCCAUAUUCACCACCUACCUUCAGAUUCCUGACCAAAAUGUGGCAUCCCAACAUUUAUGAGAAUGGAGAUGUGUGCAUUUCGAUUCUUCAUCCACCAGUAGAUGACCCACAGAGUGGAGAACUGCCCUCCGAGAGGUGGAACCCUACCCAGAAUGUCAGGACUAUCUUGCUGAGUGUGAUCUCCCUGCUUAAUGAGCCCAACACCUUUUCUCCAGCCAAUGUGGAUGCUUCAGUCAUGUUCAGGAAAUGGAGGGACAGUAAAGGGAAAGACAAGGAGUAUGCCGAAAUCAUUAGGAAACAGGUUUUGGCGACCAAGGCCGAGGCAGAGAAGGACGGCGUGAAGGUCCCCACAACACUGGCCGAGUACUGCAUCCAAACUAAAGUGCCUUCCAAUGACAACAGCUCAGAUUUGCUUUACGACGACUUGUACGACGACGACAUCGACGACGAGGAGGAGGAGGAGGAAGACGCCGACUGUUACGACGACGACGAUUCUGGGAACGAGGAGUCGUGACCUGUCCCCGCCUCGGGUCCCUGUACUGCCCCCCGCCCCCUCGGGCCAAAAGGAAGCGGCGGGAACCUAGCGGCGGACCAGCGACGGAACCGAUACGCAGGGAGGGGUGGGUGUCUUACUGCUGGUCCCGGGUGUGCGGAUCUGAGUUUGCUCCUUUUUAUGGACCUCUUAACCGAGAGGAUGCAGCCCUCCAGAAUGUCUGAAUUCUUGCGUUCCUUUCCCCUCUUCCAUCACUGUAUUAUGAUUCUUUCUUUUUUUUUUUAAGAAAAAAAACAAAAAAAAAAACAAAACCCCCAAUUUCCUUCUCAGUUGGGUCUCUACAAGGCGUUCACAGAGCAACAGUUUUUCGGUCUGUGUUUGAGAUUCUUGAAGAAUUCAAUACAGUCGCUCAGACAUUUAAUGUAUUUAAAGCGGGGAACUCAUUGGGCAGUUGGGGUUUUGAGAGUUCACAAGUGCUGCAUUUAUUGGAUAGCGAGAGGGGAAAAAAAGAAAAAUGAAAAAAAAAUUAAAAACCCCCACAAAACGAAACAAAAAAAAAAAAACAAAACAGAAAAAUUUGCCAAGGCUUAGCUGCUCUAUUUACGAUACUAGCGUGUGCACAUUCGUUUAGCCUUGUGGUGGUUUUUUCCCCCCUUUUUGAAGGUGUGUGGGGCCGAGAGUGUGAGCUACCGUGUGCUGAGCUUGAUGAAAUGUGUUACUGAAAGGUACAGUACUCCUUUUCAGCCUCCUGAAAACAAUCUCGUCGUCCGGACCUCGGCCACCCCGAGGCCGAGAGGAAAAGAAUCCGAUUUUCGUUUUUGAAAUUUGACUAGGAUCCAAAGCCUGAAAUAAACAUUCAUACUUUACAGAGAACCGA
This is a messenger RNA of Ornithorhynchus anatinus (platypus), 1653 nucleotides long. It is a transcript of the gene UBE2R2, whose product is annotated as ubiquitin conjugating enzyme E2 R2. The coding region runs from base 81 to 797 and encodes 238 amino acids. The record is from RefSeq and is a predicted model, not a curated record. Lineage: Eukaryota; Metazoa; Chordata; Mammalia; Monotremata; Ornithorhynchidae. Gene Ontology annotation, molecular function: ubiquitin conjugating enzyme activity. The transcript has 5 exons. Gene Ontology annotation, biological process: ubiquitin-dependent protein catabolic process; protein polyubiquitination.